Molecule: messenger RNA, 4871 nt
Organism: Phacochoerus africanus (Common warthog)
Lineage: Eukaryota; Metazoa; Chordata; Mammalia; Artiodactyla; Suidae
Product: neuroblastoma breakpoint family member 4-like
Source: RefSeq, a predicted model, not a curated record
ACUCAGGGGAAUAAGUACCUGGUGUUGCUCUGAGCUGUGGUGUUGGUGGCAUAGGCAGCAUGUCUCCCAUGCUGUGGGAGCUGUGAGUAGGCCGGCAGCUGUAGCUCCUAUUGGAUUCCCAGCCUGGGAACUUCCACAUGCCGCAGGUGCAGCCCUAAAAAGCUAAAACAAAUAGAUACAAAUUUAAAAGGUGGUUAAUAAGUGAAACGGCAGGCGCAAAGCCCCCUUAACUCUUUCCAGUGGGACAUGUGACGUGGUCUUGUUUGAGAGGAGCAGAAGUGACUGCGUUUCUGUCUGAUCUUUAGUGUUUCCACUAACCAUUCCAUUGCCUCCUAAAGGCCAGUGCCUUGGGUUGCUGAAGUUGUGACUAUUUGCCAUCUUGGGUCCUUGAAGCAGGUAACCCAAGUGAAUUUGCCAUCUCCCAGGGAGUCGCAGCCUGUUCGAUGUCCUCGUCAUUCGCAAACAUCACUAAAAUGGCUUGUCUCAGCUCUUCUGCCUUCAUCGUGGCAACGAACCUGUGAUUAGGAAAUGCCAGUGCUUCUCCAUCCCAACCCUCACUGACACAAAUGACUGCAUCUGUGUUUGAAUAAUAACAUCUCCCCGUGAUGGCCUGAUCUUGGCAGUAAGGCACUGCUCCCGGCACCUGAAAGCCCAUCAGAGAGUUGGAGAAAACACCCCCAGAGAAAGAAAAGCAGUGCAGUCGAGAGCAGGGGAAGGGGUGCUAACAACAGACCACAGCGAUGCCUCACUUUGCUCUGGAUGCAGCCUUGUCCUGAAAAUCACAGUUCUCUUCCUGUUGGACCUGAGCCGCAUCCCAGCGUUACCUGUAGAGUCACCCCGCUCCAGGAGAGAACAAUUGUAUUUUCGAUCCAGUGUUCCCUGACAUUCAGCUGUGGGAUCCCGGUGCUUUUGGACAGAAGAGCUUGUGGCCAAGGCUCUUGGGUGGCUCUGCUGCCCCCAAGUGGUGUGGGAACCUGGGAGAAUCUCCCUAUCUCCAUGAGUCACAGUGUCUUCAUCAGGAAGAUAAAGUCCUUCCGAUACUCGAAAUUCCUCUCCUGCUGAGGAGCCUGAACUGAGUCCACACACUGAACUCACAGACCUGCAGGAGGAGAUGGAAGAAAGAAAAUCAGCAGGUUUUGAGGAUGCGAAGAACCCAAGUAAUGGCAGAGGAGGUGCUGUGCAAGAGAGAUUGCUGCAGUGGCAUCCAGGACUGUCAGUGGAAGUGGGGAAUGACAUGACACCACCUUUCGGACACCCAACUGGCAAGAGGUGACAAGGCAGUCCAUAGACCAGCAGUCUAUUUUACUUACCACGCAUAUAUCCGACAAGGAAUUUCUCCAAAAUAUAUGAAGAACUUUUACACAUCACACAAGAAAUUGUAGACACCGUAAAUUCUGAAUGAGCAGAAGAUUUGAAGAGGCGCUUUAGAGUAGAAGAUGUCCAAAAUGACGCAUCGGCUCUUGGAAACCCAAAUGGGAAAGCACGGCAGGUCUCAGAAUGGCUGCAGUGAAGGUGCAUGUGCCUCGGAGACACAGCGCCUAUCUCCAGAUGAUAAUUUGUUCAGCAAUAUUCAUACCUCUUUUAUGCAUAAUCAUCAACAAUACAUGUCUUUGUCAUCAGAAAAAUGGAUAAUCAAAUUGUGCUAUACUCCUAAAACAGAAUAUCUCUUAGCAUAAGUGUACAACCAAAUGACUGAUGCAACCAAUUGCGAUGGAGCCUCAAAACCAGACAUUGGUUGAAAGAACACAGAGAAAGGGACCCUCCUGCAUCGUUACAAUUCAGUGACAUGCAAGAAUAAAGAAAACUCAUCUGUGGGGAGAGGAUUCCGGCCCUGUUUGUCUGUGGAAGAUGGGAAUUGACUGGCCCUGGCUCUCCUGCCACGUGUCACCAUGGCAGUGUCUCUUGGCCCUUUGUCAGACUUGAGGGCCCAACACAAACUCAUGCGAGAGAACCAGGAGCUUCAGCGGCAGCUGGCCCAGAGCAAGCAGGACUUCCGAGACCUCAGGGAGAAAUUCCUUGUAUCCGAAGCUACUGCCUACUCCCUGGCCAACCAGCUGCAGAAAUACCAGUGUGAAGGGGACAGAGACAUCAUUGAAUCCGUGCUGGGGGAGAAGCUAGAGUUUAAGGUGGUGAAGCUGGCAGAGAGGCUGGCAGAGGAUCCAGCGCUGGCGAAGAGGUUCCGGGAAUUGGAUGUCCUGAUUCACGCUCAGGCAAGAGAGCUGACCCAGUUACGGCAGAAGGUGAAGGAAGGGAGGGAUGACUGUGUCCUGCUCGUUCAGCACCUCACCGACCUCCUCACCCACAAAGACCUUGGCAAGGACCAGGGGCAGGGCUUGCGAGAGCAGCUGACUGAGGGACACAGGCUGGCAGAGCGCCUCGCCCGCAAGUUCAGCCCAGAGAGCAAUGAAGACGAGGAGGAGGACGAUGAAGCAGCAGCACUCACCCCCAGCGUGGAAGUGCAGGAGGUUGCAAAGGAGGAGGUGCUACAGGAAUCCCAGGAUGAAUGCAUUUCGACCCCUUCAAUGGUCCAGGAAAGGUCUGACUGCACCCAGCCUUCCGGUGAUGGCACAUGUGCAUCUGAUGAGCCAAAAGUUGGCCCUGCUGCAGAUGGAGCCUGUGCUGGCUCCCGCGCCAAAGAGGAUGACGUUCCCACCCCUCCUCCAGCAGAAAAUCAGAAUGGUCAUGAGGAAGUGGAUGGACAAGAGCCACUGCCCCCCAGCGCGGAGGUGCAGGAGGUUGCAAAGGAGGAAGUGCUCCAGGCGUUCCCAGAUGAAGCUGUUUUGGCUCCUUGCAUUCAGCAGGAAGGUUCUGACUGCUACCCGCCUUGCAGUGAUGGAAAACUGGCAUUUGAUGAACAGAAAAAGGGGUCUGCUCUGCAUGGAGCCUGUGGUUGCUCUCCUGCUGCAGAGGGUGAAAUUCCAGCUGGUCCCCCAGAAAGCCAGAAUGAUCAUAAUGGGGCGAAAGAACCAGAGCCACUUGUCCCCAGGCUCCACGGGAAGCUGCCGCCGAUGGCAGAGUGUGGUGUCCCACAGAACUCACUGGAUGGAAGCGCUUGGUCUUGCCCAGGUCUUCCCGACCUGUCGGACUCCUUCUGGCCUUACAGGAGUGCUGCCACCCUCUCACUUGAGAACGUGGAUGUCCCUGAUGCUCAGGAUGCAACCAGUGACACCUGGGAGGAUUGUCACCAAGUGCCUUUGAGUUUUGGAAGGCCAGAGAUGCAAAGUUCACAAGCUCAGCUGCAGACAAGCACCCAGGUGGCCAAUGAUCUGCAACUGCCCCUCGACCAGCAUUUAGAUCGUGGUGAUGGCAAAGCCAGGCUCCACCUUUCCCCCACCAUCCGGGGAUUUCCUGCCAACACUGAUACCGGGGACCAAGGGCCACUCUUCCAAGAGCUGGGUCUGGAUGCUUCCAUCGGAAUGAAGACCCCUCCCAAGCUGGAGGGUGAGGGCUCAGCUGCCAGCAGGCAGGAGUGUCGCGUGUGUCACCGCCUUCAUGCCUUAAGUUUCCUGAAAGAGAAGAUUAUCCAAAGAAGACUGCAGUUCAGCAAGUGGAGACUGGCCUGCAGAUUCCCUGGCCUCCUUGCUUAGGGUACCGAGGUAUCUGUUACUUCCAGAACUAAGAAGAGUUAUUGCCCAACCCCAAGAAACCACAGCAGAAAAGAUUCCUUUUCCACCUGAUGAGAAAAACCUACAACAGCCAAUCAAGUUGAAGCCCCAAAGGAACACUGGAGGGAUCCUUUCCUGAGAAUCAGCAUCUCAACCAUCACCUCCUCCACCCACCGUUUUUACUCCAAAAGACUGAUCUCAUGAGAGAAAUCCCAGUCAUCGGCCUCCUCCCAGGCUUCGGUGUGAUCAGUCGAUGAGGAGACCAGGGCCCAGGUGGACUACAGUUUGGAGCGACCUUCACCCUUGCUCCUGUCCACAUGCAUCCUCCUCACACAGGCAUCAGGAGCCGCUGGCAGACGGCCCCAUGUCCACCUGGACAUUCUUUGUCGGCACACGGGCUGUGGUCGGAGCAGACGCCCUUAACGGUGCGGUGUUCUUGCCGAAAGUGUUCCGCCUGAGUGUCUUCAUGAGGUAGUUAUCAGACAGCUGCAGAAUGUAGGCCAGUGGCCCAGACACCUGGCCUGUCGUUCUUCAAACAGUCCAUGUCUCCGCAAGGAAGACAACCAACAGGAGAAGAGAGAUUUGGGGUUCUGAAGGACUAAGAAGAUUAUGUGACUAUAAUUCUUGAGUCCUUUUGAACCCCAAACCUCUCCUCACCUUUUGUGAUUGUCUUUGACUGUGGGGACAUUGACUGGUUUGCAGAGGACAAGUCAGUUGUCUGGCUCACAAGUCUGCAUCCUUCAGUUGUCUGAUGAUUUCCUCCUGAUGCAAUUCAGGGGAACGCUUUCGCCAAGAGCACCACCUAGUGCCUGCUGUGUGCUUCCUAGCACAGCCCCGCAGGAGGCUGAGAGUGUCCACACUGCCUGCCACCACUCUUGUCAUUCGAGCAUUGGACGCUUUGUUCUGGAGGGCCCUGUGAGAUCUGUCCAUUGGAAAGACCUGUUUUUCUCUCUCUGAUCAGUCAUUUGCUUAGUGGUGUAUGAAUUGGAGUGUAUGAAUAUCUCAUCCUGUGAUGCUGUUUCUCUAAAAAUUUACUAUCCCUUAUCCAUCCCUGAUGUGUGUCCAUUGUCAUAUUUGUGUUUGUAUAUUGGAAACUUUCUCAUUCAGUCAUUCUUUAUACUUGUAUUGCUGCCGUUGUGCUGUGGAAAAGACAAUCCUUACCUCUUCCAUGUUAUUAAAAUGUUUUUUUUUUUUGAGUUUCACCGUGGAUUCAUUCAUUUUUUAAAUUCAGCGCUAUAAUCCCUUAUUAUUUUAGCAAUACAAUUU